Spirometra erinaceieuropaei is the source of this 1080-nucleotide messenger RNA. NCBI's taxonomy places the organism in Eukaryota, Metazoa, Platyhelminthes, Cestoda, Diphyllobothriidea, Diphyllobothriidae. The record is from the annotation of a GenBank genome assembly.
AUGUGGCGUCAAGAUGAAGUCCCGCAAGAUUUCAAAGACGCCACAAUCGUGCAUCUAUACAAGCGAAAAGCGAACCACCAACUCUGCGACAAUCACCGCUGCAUCUCCUUGCUGAACAUCGCCGGGAAGAUCUUCGUUCGCAUCCUCCUCAAUUGUCUGAAUAAUCACCUAGAAGAGGGCCUUCUACCGGAAAGCCAGUGCGCCUUCCGCCGUCAUCGCGGGACCACGGAUAUGAUCUCCGACGCCCGCCAACUUCAGCAGAAGUGCCAGGAGAUGCGGACACAGAUGUAUUCUACCUUCGUAGAUCUGACGAAAGCCUUCGACACGGUGACUCCUGAAAUACUAUGGAAAGUCGUAAAGAAAUUCGGCUGUCCGGAGCGAUUCACUCAGAUGGUGCGUCAGCUGCACGACGGCAUGAUGGCACGAGUCACGGACAACGGUGCUGUCUCAGAGGCAUUCGCAGUGACCAACGGAGUGAAGCAGGGAUGCAUGCUGGCGCCCACCCUCUUCAGUCUCCUGGUCCCUGCUAUGCUGAUGGACGCCUACCGCGAUGAACGCCCCGGGAUCCGCAUCGCCUACAGGACGGACUGUCACCUCCUGAAUCAACGGCGGAUGCACUUCCAGUCGCGCGUAUCCACAACCACUGUUCACGAACUUCUCUUCGCCGACGACUGCGCCCUGAACACCACCUCGGAAGAGGAGAUGCAACGCAGCAUGGACCUGUUCUCCGCCGCCUACGAGAACUUCGGUCUGGUCAUCAACACGGAGAAGACGGCGGUCAUGCAUCGACCGCCACCCAACACAGUCACCCUCCACAAUACGCCGCAAAUCAGCGUGAACGGAACCCAAAUGCAAGUGGUGGAAAACCUGCUGUAUCUGGGCAGUACCUUCUCCCGCAACACGAAAGUCGACGAUGAAGCCGCUCGCCGGAUUUUGAAGGCCAGUCAGGCCUUCGGUCGCCUUCAAAGCACUGUUGGGAAUCGUCAUGGUCUUCAGCUGAGCACGAAGCUGAAGAUGUACAAGGCCGUCAUCCUCCCGACGUUGUUGUACGGACCUGAGACUUGGACGGUGUACACGUAG